Molecule: messenger RNA, 1311 nt
Organism: Panicum virgatum (switchgrass)
Lineage: Eukaryota; Viridiplantae; Streptophyta; Magnoliopsida; Poales; Poaceae
Product: 1-aminocyclopropane-1-carboxylate oxidase homolog 1-like
Exons: 3
Coding region: 54-1136 (360 amino acids)
Source: RefSeq, a predicted model, not a curated record
AAUAAAUACGCACAAGUCGCGGUCUCCACCAAACACAACUCGUCGACGUCACCAUGUCCGUCGCCCCCGCCAACGACGACCGCACCGCCGAGCUCCACGCGCUGGACGCAACCCUCGCCGGCGUUCGCGGCCUCGUGGCGUCAGGCGCGACGCAUGUCCCGCACAUCUUCCGCCUCCCCGACCCGGUGGAGCAGCUCCGGGAUCCUCCUCCCUCGGCGCCCGUCCCGGUGAUCGACCUCGGCGGCGACCGCGCGGCCGUGGUGGACGCCGUCGGCCGGGCCGCGUCGGAGUGGGGGUUCUUCCAGGUGACGGGCCACGGGGUGCCCGAGGAGGCGAUGGCCUCAGCCGUGGCGGCGGUGCGGGCGUUCCACGAGGCGGACGGUGGGGAGGGCAGCGACAAGGCGCGGCUCUACUCGCGGGAGCCCGGGAAGGCGGUCAAGUUUCACUGCAACUUCGACCUGUACCAGUCGCCGGUGGCCAACUGGAGGGACACGCUCUACCUGCGCAUGGCGCCCGACCCGCCGUCCUCCGACGAGCUGCCGGAGAGCUGCCGAGAUGCGCUAUUUGAAUAUGCGAAACAAGUGAAGAAUUUGGGAGACAUAUUGUUCGAGCUGCUCUCCGAAGCUCUUGGCCUCAAACCGAGCUACUUAACAGAUAUAGAGUGCAAUCAGGGACAAAUUAUACUUUCCCACUACUACCCUCCGUGCCCCCAGCCUGAACUUGCCAUUGGAACAAGCCGGCAUUCCGACUCAGGCUUCCUGACCAUACUUCUGCAAGACGAAGUUGGGGGCCUGCAGAUCCUCCGUGAGGAUCAGUGGGUCGACAUUACACCGACCCCUGGAGCGUUCAUCGUCAACAUAGCUGAUCUCUUGCAGUUAAUCUCCAACGACAAGUUCAGUAGUGUGGAGCACAGAGUGGUAGCGAAGAAUGCCGAACCGAGAGUUUCGAUCGCAUGCUUUUUCAGCACGCAUUUUCAUCCUGCUUCGACAAGAACAUAUGGUCCAAUCAAGGAGUUGCUGUCAAAAGAGAACCCUCCUUUGUAUAGGGAAACACGAGUCAGAGAUUAUAUUGCACAUUACUACUCUCUUGGAUUGGAUGGCAGGGAGAAGACUGCCCUAUCUGGUUUCCGGUUGUGAAUCCUGAAAGAAAGUGUUUUACCAGCAAGAAGCAAAGAUUUGAACAGUGGUUAUCGUGUAACUGGUCAUAAGAUGUCCUAAUAUAAAUUUAAGCUUACCACAAUAUUUAUACUCUCGAACUAUUACAAAAUUCUGAUUUUCAACUUUCAAUUACAAAACCAGAUAACAGAGGCCA